Messenger RNA from Linum tenue, 2372 nucleotides. NCBI's taxonomy places the organism in Eukaryota, Viridiplantae, Streptophyta, Magnoliopsida, Malpighiales, Linaceae. The record is from the annotation of a GenBank genome assembly.
AUAGAAGAAGAAGAAGGAAGACUUGAAACAAAAUAGAGAGACUGAACCGUUUUGAAAGUUUGAAUUCUGACCCAGUUUCUCAUAUUCAAUGAAGAAUUUAAAGCAGCUUGAUGGGUUUCCAACUACACCACCAAAAGCCAAAGUUGGUGCUCGCAUUUACUUCUUGCCAACCACCUCCCUCUCUCCUUACUUGCAUAUAAUCCUCUGUCCCCUAACCACAUCCUUUGAAGCUGCACAAACCAGUAAGUAAGUAAGUAAACAGUAACAUUGGAGAAGCUCCCAGAAUCAUCAUGGCUAGAGAGAGGGAUCUGCUGUCCACAGAGAUCGUCAACCGUGGGAUCGAGUCUUCAGGUCCCAACGCAGGCUCCCUGACGUUCUCUGUUAGGGUUAGGAGGAGGCUGCCUGAUUUUCUCCAGUCAGUGAACCUCAAGUAUGUGAGGCUGGGUUACCAUUACCUCAUCAAUCACGCCAUCUACCUGGCCACCAUUCCUGUUCUGGUGCUUGUGUUCAGUGCUGAGGUUGGAAGCCUCAGCAGGGAAGAGCUGUGGAGGAAGCUGUGGGAGGAUGCUCGCUAUGACCUCGCGACUGUGCUUGCUUUCUUUGGCGUUUUGGUCUUCACGCUCUCUGUCUACUUCAUGUCUCGCCCCAGGUCCAUUUAUCUCGUCGAUUUUGCCUGCUACAAGCCUCACGAUGAUCUCAAGGUGACCAAGGAUCAGUUCAUAGACAUGGCUCGCAGGACGGGCAAGUUCGACGAGGCGAGCUUGGAAUUCCAGAAGCGAAUUCUGCAUUCCUCAGGGAUUGGGGACGAGACCUACAUUCCCAAGGCGAUCAUGGCUCAGGAGAACUGCGCGACGAUGAAAGAAGGUCGCGCAGAAGCUUCAACGGUGAUGUUUGGUGCGCUCGACGAGCUGUUUGAGAAGACGAGGAUCCGGCCCAAGGACGUUGGCGUCCUGGUGGUGAACUGCAGCAUCUUCAACCCGACCCCGUCCCUCUCGGCCAUGAUCAUCAACCACUACAAGAUGAGGGGCAACAUCCUGAGCUACAAUCUGGGAGGAAUGGGCUGCAGUGCCGGGAUCAUAGCCAUGGACCUGGCUCGCGACAUGCUCCAGGCCAACCCGAAUAGCUACGCCGUGGUGGUUAGCACGGAGAUGGUUGGAUACAAUUGGUACUCUGGCAAGGACCGGUCGAUGCUCAUCCCCAACUGCUUUUUCAGGAUGGGUUGCUCUGCCAUCCUCAUGUCGAAUCGCAGGCGCGACUACACGCGUUCCAAGUACCGUCUCGAACACAUCGUUCGAACCCACAAAGGUGCUGAUGAUCGCAGUUUCAGGUGUAUUUACCAAGAAGAGGAUGAAGAGAAGCACAAGGGGCUGAAAGUGAGCAAAGAUCUGGUUGAAAUAGGGGGAGAAGCCUUGAAAGCCAACAUCACCACUCUAGGUCCUCUGGUGCUGCCAUUCUCAGAGCAGCUCCUCUUCUUUGCAACCCUAGUGUGGGGCUACUUGUUUGGUAGUAACCAGAAGAAGCACAGAGGCAGUGGCUGUGGCAGUGGAGGAGGUCAUCCAUACAUCCCGGACUACAAGCUGGCGUUCGAGCACUUCUGCGUCCACGCUGCGAGCAAGACGGUGCUGGAUGAGCUGCAGAGGAACCUGGAGCUGAGCGACGAGAACGUCGAGGCGUCGAGGAUGACGCUGCACAGGUUUGGGAACACGUCGAGCAGCAGCAUAUGGUACGAGCUGGCGUACCUGGAAGCGAAAGAGAAGGUGAGGAGAGGGGACAGGGUGUGGCAGCUGUCGUUCGGGUCCGGUUUCAAGUGCAACAGCGUGGUGUGGAAGGCAAUGAGGCGGGUGAAGAAACCUGCAAGGAAUCCAUGGCUUGAUUGCCUUGACAGGUAUCCUUUCCAAGCUUAGAAACAGCAAGCUGGUGAGGUGGAGUCGUGGAGAGGAGGGGAAACUUGCAUGUGACAAUUACUGCAUCAAAGCAUAUUCUUGAGAAGGGCACACUCACACACAUGGGUUUGGAUUCGGUUUUCUUUUCGAAGUAGACUUGUUAUGAGCAAUUAAAGCUUGCAGCUCUUUGUUUUUUUUUUUUCUUUUCUGCCGUUGUUGGUUUAUGUACCUUGGGUUUGGAUUUAAAACAGGCAGUGGAGGGUAUUUAGCAGAAGGGGGAACCUGCCCUUCUGGAUAUAUCUAUGAAAAAAAUCCAAUUUUAAAGUGAUAGGGUGAUCUUGCAUUUUGGGAGGAACUGUAACUUUAAUUGGGUGCUUCAUUCAAGGUUAAAAAAAAGCUAGGCGUAAGGCGAGCGUUGAGACACUGUUUAGCGCCUAGCAUGCUUAGGUGUUGCCUAGGCGUGCCUAAGCGUUAGAUGUUAAGGUAGCA